GCAAAGAGAGUGGGAGGUGGUUCCGCGCUGCUAAUUCCUGCUACAGGAAGUACUGAGUGAAGCGGUAGUGACAGCAAUCCACACCGUUUGUAAUCCUAUCCAGAUUUUUAGCUGUCAUUUUUAGUUUUAAUAAUGAAACAUGAGUCUCGCCAAUGAUUGAUGAGAGGCCCAUUUUGCAUGCAAUGGCAUUACAUUAUUGCCCAGGCCAUGGAGAGAAAGUAGAUGGCAACAAUUCCUGACACGUGAAAACCCAAGUGGACAAAUGGGAGCUGCAUCUGUGUGGCAUUCUUCACCAGAUUUUUCGUCAGCUUUUAACAAGUUAACAAAUGGCGCAGUGCAUGACUAAAGUUGAAUUGAGUGUCUCCUGUGAGAAUCUAUUAGAUAAAGAUGUUGGUUCCAAAUCUGAUCCAUUGUGUGUGUUACUCGUCAGUACUGGUGAAAAUCAAUGGGCUGAGAUUGAUCGGACAGAGAGAGUUAAAAACUGCCUCGCCCCAAAGUUCUCAAAGAGAUUCCUUGUGGAUUACUACUUUGAGCAGGUUCAGAAAUUGAAGUUUGGAAUUUAUGAUAUUGACAACAAAACAAUUGACUUGAAAGAUGAUGACUUCCUGGGACAUUUUGAAUGCACUCUGGGACAGAUUGUCUCAAGUAAGAAACUGAUGAGACCACUAAUGCUGAAAAACGGGAAGCUUGCAGGGAAAGGAGUAAUCUCGAUUUUCGCAGAAGAAGUAAAAGACAACAGAAUGGUUAACCUUCAAGUUCAAGCACGGAACCUGGAUAAUAAGGAUCUCUUUGGCAAAUCCGAUCCUUAUUUGGAGUUACACAAACAAACUGAGGAUGGCAAGUGGCAAAUAGCACACAGAACAGAGGUAAUUAAGAACAACUUGAAUCCCAGUUGGAAAGCAUUCAAAAUCCCUUUGCAUUCACUCUGUAGUGGUGACUUGCAGAAGCCAGUCAAGGUGGAGUGCUAUGACUAUGACAAUGAUGGAUCACAUGAUCUAAUAGGUACAUUUGAAACCAAUGUUGCCCAACUUCAAGAGGCAUCACAGAAUGGAACGGAGUUUGAAUGUAUUAACCCAAAGAAAAAACAGAAGAAAAAGAACUACAAAAAUUCAGGGACUGUGCUUGUUAAAUCAUGUCAGAUUGUGAAAGAAUACUCUUUCCUGGACUAUAUUAUGGGUGGCUGUCAGAUGAACUUCACUGUUGGUAUUGAUUUCACAGGCUCUAAUGGGGAUCCUCGUUCAGCUGAUUCUUUACAUUUUGUAAAUCCUAAUGGAUUUAAUGAAUAUUUGAUGGCGAUCUGGUCUGUUGGAAUGGUCAUUCAAGACUACGAUACCGACAAGUUGUUCCCUGCGUUAGGAUUUGGUGCACAGAUACCCCCUACCUGGCAGGUGUCACAUGAAUUUCCAAUUAACUUCAACUCUGACAACCCAUUCUGCGCAGGAGUGCAAGGAAUUGUGGAUGCUUACCGCAACUGUCUUCCACAAGUCAAACUAUAUGGACCAACAAACUUUGCUCCCAUCAUUAAUCAUGUGGCAAGAUUUGCAGCUGCGGCAGCACAACAGCCAACAGCUUCUCAGUAUUUCAUCCUACUGAUCAUCACAGAUGGAGUGAUCACAGAUUUGGAUAACACAAAACAGGCUAUUGUUAAUGCUUCUAAGUUGCCAAUGUCCAUCAUCAUUGUCGGUGUUGGUGGAGCAGAUUUCAGUGCCAUGGAAUUUCUGGAUGGUGAUGAUGGUGUACUGAGAGCACCCACUGGAGAAGUAGCUGUCCGGGAUAUUGUCCAGUUUGUGCCUUUUAGGAAAUUUCAAAAGGCUCCAAAAGAAGCUCUUGCACAAAGUGUACUUGCCGAAGUGCCUCAACAAGUAGUCUACUAUUUCAACACACGCAAAAUAAACCCUCCAACUGAGCAAAAACCUGAAGAUUUUCUGGAUUUCUAGUUGAUAGGCUGUGAAUUUUUCAAACUUAAUUUGUGCCAUUUCUUUUGUUAAGUUCUUGUAAAUGUGUUUGCAAAAUAAUUGCAUAUGGUUAGUCUCUUAUAAAUGAAAAGGUUAAUUUUUCUUUCCCCCUUUGUGUAACAUAAAGAAUUAUCUUUUUGAUUAAGGCCUUACCAGAUUGUACCUGUUUCCAAAAUGAAUAUUCACUUAGCAGCCCUCAUGCUACAAGCUGUUUUUUUGCAUGUAAUUCCAUUGCUUUGCACAAAAGUGAUCUAAGGGUGCUUGAACUGGGAAAUGAAAAUACUAGUAAAACAGCUUUUCAUGUUCAGCUAUAUGUCACAGCACUGAGUUAUAACCAGCAAAAUUAAUUGCUGUCAAUUAGCCUCAGCAUUUCCAGGCUGUUGAAGGGAAAUUUUCAAUCAGACUUCUUGCUCUUGACUGCUAGAAUUUUCCAAUGGCUGUUGUGUAAAGCUGAGACCAACCCUAUCCUGAUCAGUUCACCAAUACCAAGAGAAGCAAAUUGGUAGGCACUUCAAGUGAAACUGUACGAUUGCUCUUUCUAGACAUGAAGUGGUGAUUUGUUGUGUGUGGGAGGAGAGAAGUGGAACCAAAAUGAAAGCACCUUUUAUUCUAGAAGUUGGCAUUUCCUGUAUUUUGUAAUCCAUGGAACAGUAUUUUGUUGUUAGUCAUCAAAACAUCUCUGCACAACUUUUUUUUCCCCAGAAACAUGCUUCAUGUUUAAACUUUAGAUAAAUUUACUACUUAACAUUUUAAAUGUAUGAUUAUUUUGAAACAAUAUUUAGAAUGAAUCAUACAAUUUUUGUUCUGUUAAAAUUGUGUAAAAAGUUGUUUGAGUAAACUUUUCUUUCAGUUGGUAGGUUUACUGUAUUUACAUAGUGGUCUUGUUUACCACUUUGGCCAAACACACACAUUUUGGUAAAGCAUCAGUUGUAACACUGAAUUGGAAAGUGACUUAGUAUGCUAUGUUUUUCAUAUAGUAUUAUAUGCAGUAUAUUGUAUUGAAAUCAUCAAAUACUUGGCUAACAUUACCAAAGAUUAACAAUUAAUUUGUGGAAGUUAAGGCUUUUUUGAUGAAACCAUAUUUGCUAUGGAGAAUCUGUGAACAAUGUAUUCUGCUGUUGCACUUUCCACAAUAAAGAAAUCAUGAAAAUA
Stegostoma tigrinum is the source of this 3107-nucleotide messenger RNA. Its product is annotated as copine-3-like. Gene Ontology annotation, molecular function: calcium-dependent phospholipid binding; receptor tyrosine kinase binding. The transcript is spliced from 17 exons. Gene Ontology annotation, cellular component: plasma membrane. The record is from RefSeq and is a predicted model, not a curated record. Gene Ontology annotation, biological process: ERBB2 signaling pathway; cellular response to calcium ion. NCBI's taxonomy places the organism in Eukaryota, Metazoa, Chordata, Chondrichthyes, Orectolobiformes, Stegostomatidae. The coding region runs from base 327 to 1937 and encodes 536 amino acids.